Messenger RNA from Hemibagrus wyckioides, 2345 nucleotides. It is a transcript of the gene prmt1, whose product is annotated as protein arginine methyltransferase 1. Gene Ontology annotation, cellular component: nucleus. The record is from RefSeq and is a predicted model, not a curated record. Gene Ontology annotation, molecular function: protein-arginine N-methyltransferase activity. Bases 70 to 1161 code for a protein of 363 amino acids. NCBI's taxonomy places the organism in Eukaryota, Metazoa, Chordata, Actinopteri, Siluriformes, Bagridae. The transcript is spliced from 10 exons.
UGGAGCAACGCCGCGACAGACCAAUCAGCGAGCAGCAGUGUAGAGGCGGGAGGAAGAGGAGACGGGUUUAUGUUGUGUAGCCGCGCUGAAGGACUCGAACCAUUCAUCAGGCAAAUGGCGGAGAUCGCGGACAGGAUGGAGGUGUCACAGGGGGAGAGCUCGGAGAAGCCUGCUGCUGAGGACAUGACGUCCAAGGACUACUACUUCGACUCCUACGCUCACUUCGGGAUCCAUGAGGAGAUGCUGAAGGAUGAAGUGCGCACCCUCACCUACAGGAACUCCAUGUUCCACAACAAGCACCUGUUCAAAGACAAGGUGGUGCUGGACGUGGGCAGUGGCACCGGCAUCCUGUGCAUGUUUGCAGCCAAGGCCGGAGCCAAGAAAGUCAUUGGAAUUGAGUGCAGCAGCAUAUCUGACUAUGCGGUGAAGAUCGUCAAGGCCAACAAGCUGGAUCACAUUGUGACCAUUAUAAAGGGUAAGGUAGAGGAGGUGGAGCUCCCAGUGGAUCAUGUAGACAUCAUCAUCUCUGAGUGGAUGGGUUACUGCCUGUUCUACGAGUCCAUGCUCAACACUGUCAUCUACGCCCGAGACAAGUGGCUGAAACCCGACGGACUGAUUUUCCCGGACAGAGCCACGCUGUACAUCACUGCUAUCGAGGACCGGCAGUACAAGGACUAUAAAAUCCACUGGUGGGAGAACGUAUAUGGCUUCGACAUGUCCUGCAUUAAGGAGGUGGCCAUCAAGGAGCCGCUGGUGGACGUUGUAGAUCCCAAACAGCUGGUCAGCAGUUCCUGCCUCGUCAAGGAGGUGGACAUCUACACGGUGAAGAUUGAGGAUCUGUCCUUCACCUCACCCUUCUGCCUGCAGGUGAAGAGGAAUGACUACAUUCACGCUCUGGUCACUUACUUCAACAUCGAGUUCACACGCUGCCACAAGAGAACCGGCUUCUCCACCAGUCCAGAGUCUCCGUACACCCACUGGAAGCAGACUGUCUUUUAUCUGGACGAUUAUCUGACGGUGAAGACUGGAGAGGAGAUCUUUGGCACCAUCAGCAUGAAACCCAACAUCAAGAACAAUAGAGACCUGGACUUCACUGUAGACAUCGACUUCAAGGGUCAGCUCUGUGAGAUGUCCAAGACCUUGGAGUACAGGAUGCGUUAAAUCUCCUGUGUGUGCGUGUGUUAUUGGGGGAGGGGCACCUGAGGGAGGGGUGUGUGUGUGUGUGUGUGUGUGUGUGUGUGUAUGCGCGCGUGCACGCUCAUUCCUUUUAGCUGGAGCUCUUGUGCUGAUGGAGAUGGUCACUGAAGGACUUUUCUACACAUACACACGGACACUUUGAGUUUCUGUACAGUGAUGGACGACGCAGUGGUGUUUUUAUUGUGCAAUAUUCACACGCAAUGCGUUUGUGUUUUUUCCCCUGUACUGGAGUUUUUUCCACCCAGUAACAAGGUGUCUUGAUAUUUCUCUCUCUCACACACACACACACACACACACACACAGGCUCCCUGUCGCCUGUACAUAGUGUUCAUGUUCAGCCACUCUGACCUGUUGUGCAGUCAUGGAUCCUGUCGUCAUGGCAACGCGCCUGUCCUGUUUGAUUUUUAGUCUUUAGUUGGUAAGAAGAGCCUCCUGUGACGGUUUGUUGCUCCUCUCUCCCUCAGUGUGUGUGUUUGGGGGCAAACGCAAGCCGGUCAUUGGUGUAUUUUUGAAACUCUGUGUACUAAUCCACCAUCUUCUGUGUUGAAGGGUCAUGUUACGCAUUCAGGCCGCAGUUUGGAGCCUGAGCCCGGCUCUGUUAUUGGUUGAAGGCGUGUCCUCGUCCUGUUCUUACUCUGCAGUGUGUCCAGUUUGGUCACUAGAGGGCACUCUAAUAAUGGUUCACUCUGCUUUUAUUUUUCCAUUAAAAUCACAAAGCUGUGUUUUUGUUUUUGGUUUUUUUUUUAACUGACUUUUUGUCAGAGGGAGAAGGAAUCCCCCUGGGUGCAGAUUUCGGGCCGGUGGUGUUUUUGUCCUUUUUGCUGUAAUAAAAUGAGCUCCAGCGUCUGCUGUUGAACACCUCACUGCAAUCCGCCGGACACUGAACCGGUUACUGCACCGCCCGGUUUGGGUUUGACUCCGCCUCAUGUAGAUCUGAGAAAUGGCCGCUUCCUGAAAGCUCUCCUGACCCUAAAGACCUGGCCUGGGCUCAGCGUCUCCUUUAGGUUUAAUCAGUGUAGUGUUCUCCGAGUGUGUCGCACUUCAGUUCCUCUUCAUCACUGCUCUGGGCUUCAGCUGCCUCCAUUAGAAGUACAUUCAAUUUUUCUGCAUUUUUUUUAAUAAAACAAUAAAAUUGGGAGAAAAAUCUU